This is a messenger RNA of Ectocarpus sp. CCAP 1310/34, 4617 nucleotides long. The record is from the annotation of a GenBank genome assembly. NCBI's taxonomy places the organism in Eukaryota, Phaeophyceae, Ectocarpales, Ectocarpaceae.
AUGGCCGACGCCGACCGCCCGGCGCUCUCCGAGGAAGACUAUUUCUGGCAGGGUAUCAUGGCGGAGGCCCUGCACAACCUUUGCGACCGAGCCAUCGCUCUGUGCUGCCCAGCGGCGCAGGACAGCACGAUGUUCCGCGGGGUGUUCCUUCAACAACACCAGCAGCACGUCAUCGUCCUGCAACACCACCCGGCGGACAUGCACGCCCUGGGCUCCCCAGCCAUGGUGGCCAGGGGUGCCGCCGCCCGCCAAUGCUUCUACCGGUUCACCGACAUCCUGACGAGCGAAGCGAAGAACUACGUCAGCAACCCCACCCCUGCGGCCGUCCACGCCAUGGGAACCACGAGAUCCAACCGCCGGCCCCCACAGCAGGACACGUACUCCCUCCAGCUGCAACAACUACAGACGGUACAAACCCUGAACGCACAGGAGUACGAGGAACGGUCAGCCGACGACUACUACGACGCCGACGACGCCGACUUCGCAGCCGUCGGUGGGUCGACCGCCACCGCACCCCUGCCCUCGGAUGACACUGCCGAUGGUCGCCGACGGGCUCGCGGGGACACCCCCUACGGCAAACGCAGAGACAGCACGCCGACGGGCGGCCUCCGCCGGGCCAGCCUGAACGACACGCGCCGCAGCGACAACGUGGGCAGCAACCGGAGUCGCUUCCAAGACCGCGCAACUCAGCCACGAUCGAGGCUCUCCCAGAGCAUCUCGGAGGCAUCCACGGACACGGCGUCACAUGGAUCACGCAAGCGGGAGGCCCCGAACGACGCACCUGGAGCCACCGACGACGGGCGGAGGUCAAGCACCACCUCUCGGAGCCGCCGCAGGGCGCAAUUGCCCGCGGAGGCACCACGCUCAGGUGAAAGCUCCGAGAUCGACAUCAGCGAGUACAUUGCGCGUCACCGCGUGUGUUUCUCCCACGCCCGAGGCGAGGUUUGCCAACGAAUGACCACGCGAGGGCGUUGCCCCUACUCCCACGCCGAGGAGCCCAUCCCCUUCAACUCAUACCCGAGGGAACCACGCGUCACGGCUAUGGUGGACGACGAGAACACGAUCUUCUACGAGUCCACCUCGACCGUGCGGGCCCUCCACCUCGCCGCACUGGUCGAGGACGUGCCACCGCAGGACGUGCCAACCACAGGCCAACCCCCGGGGAACUCACCACAAGAGCAUCACAGGCGGGAGCCCGUCACCGCCGCUGCCCUUGGCGGGUCGGCUAGCGCUCCCACCACGGCCCUCUCGGGCUCCUCGAAAGGAUCCCACCAAUCGUACGUCAAAGCCUACGUGUGGAAUCGACGCAAGCGCAGGAGUGGAUUCUUGGCCACAGUGUUGGUGGACACUGGCGCGGGAGGAGGAAACUACGCUUCCGUCAAGUUCAUCCAUGCUGUCCAACGCCACGUGUUCGGCGGCAAAAACAUCGUCUCCAAGCGUGGGCGAGGGUUCUUGCACGCCGCCAAUCCCGCUAAGAACGCAGUGCCACCGAUGUCAAUCACCGGGACGGCUCUGCUGCCUCUAAUCUUCCCACCGGUAGACCGCGUCUUCACGGCACGCGUGCGCGUCGUUCAAGACCUACCGUUCGGCCUGAUUCUGGGUGCAGCUUUCCUGCGUCACUACGACAGCGUCCUGGAUUUUAAGGGCCCUGGCUCCUUUAAGCCGUCAGGAGACUCCGACAGCGUCGCCCUUUUGCCAGCGAAGCGACCGCAGAAACCCAUACCGUGGCGAGACCACCAUCCAGCACACGCUCUGUCCAACGCCUUGCUGGCCAGCGCUUCUAGCAAACUUGGAUGGACAGCUGCCCCGCACGCAGUACGAUCUGGACGCGUGCGCAACCAGAAGACGGGAGACUUCGAGGAUGCCAGCGAAACGAUCGCUGCCGACACGUACAGCGCCCAGGUUAUUCCGGGGAGGGUGAGUGCCGAAGUAGGAGCCUUGACCCUGGGCCCCCGGCCAUUCACAUCCCAACUGGUGGUGGUGAUUCCACUACCCCCGUUCGACUCCGAGAAGGACGUAGCCGUAGGAGCAGCCAAAGGAGUACAGUGGUGGACACCAGGAGCGCCCCUGAAGGCGAAGCUCACGAACCACACCAAGCACACCAAGUCCAUCGACGCGGGAGUACAGAUCGCCACGGCUUACGCCACCAACUGCGACGACGUCGAGCGGAUGCUCCUACUCAAGGAACCUGCUCCACCGGCGAUCACUCCGGAGCCACCGCCACAGCCCCCACCAACGGUGGAGGCCAGCCCUGAACCAUCAGACACCAUCAAAGUGGACGAGAUCAACACGGGCCCUCUCAGCCCUCGCGCUCGCACCACUCUGUUGAAGAUCAUCAGGGCGCAGGCCGACAAGGGCUUGUUUCCGGUGAAGGGUGCACCGCUGAAGCAGAUCCAUGGACGGGAAGUCUCUAUCCCUCUCAAGGACCCAAAUGCGACACCUAUCGCCUGCAAGCAGCAACGGCUCCCCCCGCAGUCUCAGGACAUUCUCAACAGCACCGUUGACAAACUACACGAACAGGGGAUCGUGGAGUAUGCCGACUCUCAGUGGUGCUCCCGGGUUUCGCUCCAACCGAAGAAGGACGGCGGAACGCGGAUGACGCUGGACUACCGUCCACUCAACAACCUGACGGUCAAGAACAGCGGCGGAAUCGGCAACCUGGCGUCGAUGCAUGACAGGGUGAGGAAGAGCAAGUGGUUCACACUCCUCGACCUUCCCCAGGCGUAUCACCAAAUCCCGAUCAAGCCCUCGGACAGGCCCAAGACUGCAUUCCGGGACGCCCGCGGGAGGCUGUACCAAUUCACCAGGUGCAGCUUUGGCUUGACGACCAUUCCGGCCGUCUUCUCAGCCCUCCUGGGGGACACCUUGCGGCCGACCGAGAGCAAGGGUGGCAUCGAGAGGUGGCUCGACGACAUCCUCAUCCACUCCGAGACCCUCGAGGAGCACCUCAAGAAGAUCGACGAAGUGUUGAAACUGCUGCAGGAAGCUGGCUUCUCCGUCCACUUCGACAAGAGCCUGUUCUGCAUGCAGGAGGUAGAGUUCCUCGGCGUCAUGGUUGGGAGGUCUGGUGUGCGACCACCACCGUCGAAAAUCAAGGCAAUCACGGAGAUGGAGAAGCCCACUACGGUGGGCGGGCUGAGGUCGUUCGUCGGGAUGGCCAACUUCCUGCGGGACUUCGUGAAGGACUUCAGCGCCAUCGUGGCACCCCUCACCGACAUCCUGCGCAACAAGGAUUUCAGCACCAAGCGGGCGAGGAACCUAGCCAUCCCUUGGGGAGAAGAGCAGGACGCCGCCCAUGACGCCAUCAUCAGAGCCCUGGUGUCGCCUCCAGUGCUACUGCCGCCGGACUGGGAGCUGCCGUUCACCCUUCACACGGAUGCGAGCGAGCGCGCAGCUGGCGCGGUGCUCACCCAAGUGGUGGAGGACCAUGACACCGCCAUUGGCUUCGGCAGCCACAGGUGGACCCAGUCGGAAGCGAAGCGUGCACCCACCGAUCGCGAGGUUCGGGCAGCACUCUUCGGCUUGGAGCACUUCAGGAUUUACCUCCUGCACCAACCUUUCACGCUCGUCACGGAUUGCUCGGCCAUCACCUGGCUCUUCCAGAGCCAACACCUGUCCUCCACGAUGUACAGAUACGCCCUGCGCAUGAUGGAGUUCACAAUGACCCUCCAAUGGCGCAAGGGCACCGAGCACACCAUCCCAGAUGCGCUCUCCCGUCUCCCACAGAAGGGUCCGCCGGGACCGCCUGUCGACACGACGUUCCCUGACGACAACUCGCGGCCUUCAGACGGCACCCGCGACCCGCUGGGACCAGUACUCGACGGAGUUCCACUCCAGAGCCUGGUACGGGACGACGACGACCGAGCACCCCCUCCCAAGCCCGCCGACGUCGGCAGCGGAGAACUUGCAGGGAGCACGCCGUCACUCGAUGGCAUCAAGCUGGCAACACUAGGGGCAACGGAAGUGGCAUCCGGCCCCGCCUUGUCCUUGCCGGUCCUCUGGGCACUGCAACACAGACUGGAGACGCCAGAACCAGGCGACCACGCAAGGCUCGCAGCUUACGCGGAAACGCGCGAGGCCUUCACACCCAAACGCCCCCGCGCCGCAGUCUUGGGGUGUGGCGCUGGGGGCUCCCUGUUGGCAUUAGGAGAGAUGCUCGACGUGCAAACGGCGAUUGAUCCGGAUUGGACGGCCAUCGAAUGCGCACGCGCCAACGACUGGAGCUAUAACGUCAACUUGGUGCGCACAUCGCUAGCGAGCUCCAAGUGCAAGGAGGCCAUCGCUCACGCCAAACCGGAGAUCCUGAUCGACAACGCGUGCCGCCGGUACGACCCCGACCGCACGGGCAGCACAGCGAACAGACAUGCGACAGACAUCACCGACGUCUUCCUGUCCAGCCGGGCAACACUCUUGGUGCUGGAGUGCCCGGCGCGGUUUGUGGGAACGACCGAGUGGAGAGAGACUCUACGACCACGCUUGGAGCGGAGCCGAUGCUCGGUGGAGGAGGCCACGAUCUCGGCUGCGUGUGUCGGAGUGCCCACUGGACAACAACGGACCUUUGUCGUCGCGUGCAAGCGACAAGCUGGCGACACCAACCUGGGCUCACAGCAAAGCUAG